Molecule: messenger RNA, 3797 nt
Organism: Solea senegalensis (Senegalese sole)
Lineage: Eukaryota; Metazoa; Chordata; Actinopteri; Pleuronectiformes; Soleidae
Gene: ppp6r2b
Product: protein phosphatase 6, regulatory subunit 2b
Exons: 26
Coding region: 417-3194 (925 amino acids)
Cellular component (GO): cytosol; nucleus
Molecular function (GO): protein phosphatase regulator activity; protein phosphatase binding
Source: RefSeq, a predicted model, not a curated record
CAAACAUGUGAGUGACGCACAGCGCGUUCGAGCUGUCAGGUUGACGGACGGAAGACUGGGUCAGUCAGGACAUGGACAUACCGAGCUACACAGCCUCCAUAAAUUACUGACUCACGUUAACAUCGUUUUCCCCCCUCUCCGGUACCGUACUAAAAUACGACGGUAGCAUGAGUGAGACUUUGCUAGCGGGCCGGUUUACAGUGAACCUACGAGGCUAAGGGAAAGACGCACUGGCUGAGAGAGGUUGAAGACGUUCUCCUCUGGCUUUGUUCGUCUGCUGUUAGUAUGAGUGAAGCAGGUGUUUGUGACUCUCUUAUGUGAUUGAUGUGACUUCAUUGCUGUUGUGUAACCAGACCUUACUGAGAUUACCACUCCUUGUCCAAAACAGCUGAGUUUGUGCACUGGUGACGUCCACCAUGUUUUGGAAGUUUGAUUUGCACACGUCGUCUCACCUGGAGGCUUUACUGGACAAGGAGGAUGUCACGCUCACUGAGCUUAUGGAUGAGGAGGAUGUGCUGCAGGAGUGCAAGGCUCAGAACAGGAGACUUCUCCUGUUCUUAUGCCAGGACCCAUGCAUGCAGGAACUGGUCUAUAUGAUUACUACAGAGCCCCCUGCUGGUUUAGAGGAGACCAAACGCUUCAAGUAUUCAAAUAUAGCAUGUGAGCUGUUGACAUGUGACGUGGGAGUGAUCAAUGAUAAGCUGGGUAAUGAGGAGCCUCUGCUGGAAACUCUGUAUGCCUUCCUGGAGCAACCGUCCCCACUUAACCCCCUCCUGGCAUCGUUCUUCAGCAAGACGAUUGGGAACCUCAUCACACGGAAGACUGAGCAGGUGAUUAGUUUCCUGCGACGGAAAGAGGGAUUCCUUUCCUUGGUCCUGAAGCACAUUGAUACAUCAGCCAUGAUGGAUGUGCUCCUACGACUUAUCAGCUGUGUGGAGCCACCACUGCUGCGGCUGGAGACUCUAACUUGGCUGAAUGAUAAGAAGCUGGCCCAGAGACUCAUAGAGCUCAUUCACCCUGAAAGAGAUGAAGAGAGGCAGUCCAAUGCAUCUCAGACUUUGUGUGACAUCAUACGUCUGAGCAGAGACCAGGCCAAUCAGCUCCAAGAGCUUUCACAGCCUGACCCUCUGCUGACUGUGCUGGAGUCACAGGAGUGUGUGCAGCAGUUGUUGCAGAAUAUGUUCUCAGGAGAGAGGACUGAGAGCUGUAUUGUCAAUGGGAUUCAAGUACUUCUCACCUUGCUGGAGAUCAGGAGGCCUGUGGUGGACGGUGUAAUGGAUGCUCAGGGAUUUGAGAGAAGUUACACUGUUAACAGCAGCAUUCUGUUGGCCAUUGAACCACAUCUGGUACAUUUCCACCAGCUACUUCUGGAGCCACCGAAGAGAAGUCCUAUGCUGACUACCCUGGGUGUGCUGGAGGAACCACUGGGAAACACUCGUCUCCAUGUAGCCAGACUAGUUGCCUCUCUGCUAUAUACCAGCUCUGCUAGCCAUGCAGUCGUAGCACAGGAACUCUGCAGACUCAACACGAUGGACCUCCUGCUGGACUUGUUCUUCAAGUACACAUGGAACAACUUCUUGCACCUCCAAGUGGAGCUUUGCGUUGCAGCCAUACUGCGGCCCUGUGCCCAUGAAAUGAGACUUCAGACUUGCUUGGGGUCCCAGGAUAAACUCAAGCCUCAACAGGAUGCAUCACAAGAGCAGACUUUGACCGAGACGGCCACAUCUGAACCUUCAGACACCCCUGAAAACUCUGCUCAUACAUUAAUGGUGACUCAUUUGUUUCAGCACUGCCACCUUGUCCAGAGGAUUCUUGAGGCUUGGGAGGAGAAUGAUAAAAUACAGUCAGAAGGUGGUAUGAGAAGAGGGUACAUGGGACAUCUGACCAGAAUUGCUAACACAGUUGUCCACAACCUGGAGAAAGGUCCGGUUCACAUGCAGAUUAGUAACCUCAUCACAGAUUUACCAGAAGACUACAGAGGACGCUGGGAAACCUUUGUGGACCAGACUCUGUCAGAGACGAAUAGGAAGAACACCAUAGACCUGGUCGGCACAGGAAACCCACGUCCUUCCUCAGAGGAUGACAUGGAGAGCCCCUUCCCCAAAGAACUGACACUACAGCAGGCUUUUUCGGACUACCAGAUUCAGCAGAUGACCGCUAACUUUGUGGAUCAGUUUGGCUUCAAUGAUGAGGAGUUCACCGAUCAUGACGACAGCAUUGGAGCGACAUUUGACCGGAUUGCAGAAAUAAAUAUCAACAUUGAUGCAGGCCAGGACAGUGCUAACACAGCUGUGUUUGAGGCCUGUUCCAAGGAGAGGAUUCAGCCCUUUGAUGAUGAUGAAGAGGACAUUUGGGAGGAGAAAGUCACUAACUAUGCAACACAAAUAAAGUCCCGAAACAGGUUUGGUGGGUCACAGUCCUCUCAGAGCCCAGCAGCCACUGAAGCCUCUGACAGAACAGCAGGCUCAGACUCAGAGGAAGAAGAGGAGCCCAAAGAUGAGCCAGAUCCUUUCUCAAGCCAAGGCCAGACUGAAGCGGCAAAGACCACCAGCUGGAUAGCAGACUUUGGGGAGGUGAACUCCAAAGCCCCAGCAGCAGGAGCGACUUUUGCAGCGUGGGACACUCCAGUCUCACAACCAGCUGCCACAAAUGCAGAGGAGAAAGGCUGGGCCAAGUUCACAGACUUCCAGCCAUUUUGUUGCUCUGAAACAGGUCCCAGAUGCAGUUCUCCUGUGGACUCAGAGCUCAGCGGAUCACACAACACCAAACCAAACCAGAACCCAUGUGUGUGGAGUGUGUGUGUGGCAAGAAAGGCUCCGCUGGUGGCAUCUGACAGCUCCUCGUCCAGCAGCUCCGACAGCGACGAGGAAGAAGGAAAGACGACGUCUACAUCCAGUGAGACGGUCACCAUGGAGACAAUCACCACUGGCACGGGCAAGGAGACCAUCCAGCUCACCAUGGAUGCUAAACACGAGAGGGCAGUCUUCACCAGAAUAUUCAGACCCGCAGUCAGAUGUGAAGUGGGUAAGGUGCCAGUAGCGGGGAUCUCUGUAGAAGAUACAGGGAAACACCAUGAGAAGGACACUAAAGUAGGAAAGAAACAUGGAGACUGUACCAACCCAACUACUGCCAGUUUAUCCACCCAGGCUGCCUCCACACGAGAGAAGGAGCCCUCUGCUAAUGGACCAGCCUAAUGAUGCCAUAGAGGGACACACACACGCGCGCACACACACAAUUGUGUGCAUCUCCAGUUCAUUCAACACAUAGCCAUGGCCAUGACUCCUCCGCUUCCUGUUAGCAGCUCUUCAUUUCCCUUUUUCUGUGUCCAAAGGAAGAUCCCAAAUGUCAAACAGCUCUGAACAGUAUGUAUGAUGGAUUCCACAGACACACACGUGGGAUGACUCUGUCUCCACUGCACUUAAGGAAUCAGGACAUAAUUAAACCUGGUGCACUUCAGAGGAGAAUGUGCAUCUUGAAUAACUUUUGCCAGACACCUGGCAGCCAAAUUGUGUUACAUACAAAUUUUUGGGAAGUAAGACACUGAGUGUCCGAGUGCCGGCUAUAGUACUUUAAUCUCAAGAAGGUUUUGAUCUUUUUAUGAAUUCAGCUUCAGAAUAUUAGUUUGUUCUAAAUCACAGCCCAGUGGACUUUUUCUAGAAAUAAGCAUUUGACUGUUUACACUUUGGUAAAGGAAUUAUAAUGAAAUUAUCAGCCAAGAUUACAAAAGCCAAGUUGCUUGCAAAACUCCUAGCUGCCACAGAUUAGUGCUACUGUGCAAAUUAUAAUCAUUUGGCUCC